Messenger RNA from Cyprinodon variegatus (sheepshead minnow), 2547 nucleotides. RefSeq names its product dopamine beta-hydroxylase (dopamine beta-monooxygenase) (gene dbh). Bases 336 to 2180 code for a protein of 614 amino acids. The transcript has 12 exons. Gene Ontology annotation, molecular function: dopamine beta-monooxygenase activity; copper ion binding. Gene Ontology annotation, biological process: norepinephrine biosynthetic process; octopamine biosynthetic process; dopamine catabolic process. Gene Ontology annotation, cellular component: secretory granule membrane. NCBI's taxonomy places the organism in Eukaryota, Metazoa, Chordata, Actinopteri, Cyprinodontiformes, Cyprinodontidae. The record is from RefSeq and is a predicted model, not a curated record.
UCAGAAGAGACGCAGCAGCUGCUCAGAGUAAAGAGAGGACACCAAUAAAGCUUACAACCAGAUAAAAUAAAAUAAGGAAACCGCAGAUGCUCUAAAGGAUCGCUUACAUUAGAGAUUGAGAGGAGAGAAGACAGGUAGAAACUGAGUUGACUGAGACCUGAAAUCUAAUAAGAAAAUUUUGAAGAAUCACAUCUUUGGCUAAUGUUACUUUAAUUUUAAAGCAGGGCUGGGGGAAAGUUCCCUCACAGUUCAUUUUUUGGCCUAAUUUCAACUUUAGUGAGAGAGACAAAGUAAGGAAAAAAAUUAGUUUGGAAAGAAAGCUUGAGGUAACCACAAUGAGGAUGUUUAACAAAAACCUCCGCCUUCAGGACAUCACCAUCAUGUACUUCACUGGCCUGGCUGCCCUUAUGGUCAUCCUCGUGGCUUCGUAUCAGGCACCCUCCAAUGCCGUAGACGUGUCCAGCGUAAAGCCGAGCCCUUCCAGUGAUUUGCCACCUCUCACCAUGCCUUUCCAUAUGCCUCUGGAUCCACGCGGGGAUCUCCUGCUGUCCUGGAACAUCAGUUAUGUCAGCCAGGAGGUUUACAUGCAGCUUAGGGUUGCAGAGCUCAAACAUGGGGUGGUCCUUGGGAUGUCGGAUCGUGGUGAGCUUACUAAUGCAGACCUGGUUGUGCUGUGGGACACUGGGACAAGGAGCUACUUCGGGGAUGCGUGGAGUGAUAGCAAAGGCCAUGUAUCCCUGGACACCCAACAAGACUAUGAGCUGAUUGAAACCAAACAGAAAGCUGAUGGAUUUUACCUGAUCUUCAAGAGACCUUUUAGCACCUGCGAUCCUAGGGACUAUGUCAUAGAGGAAGGAACUGUACACAUCAUCUACGGCUUGUUGGAUGAACCUCUUCCCUCUCUUGAAGAUCUGAACCUGUCCAGGAUCCAUACAGGGGUACAGAGGUUGUUAAUGCUGCGUCCUGACAUGCCGUCACCCACUUUGCCUCCAGAUGUGCGCACAUUGGAUGUUGUUGCACCAAAUGUCAUCAUACCAAACCAAGAAACUACCUACUGGUGCUUUAUCCAGAAACUGCCAGAUAAUAUGCCCAAGAACCACAUUAUCAUGUAUGAAUCUGUGAUAACUCCAGGUAAUGAGGCCAUUGUGCAUCAUAUUGAAGUGUUUGAGUGCGCACCGGAUCUCCAAGAAGUACCGCACUACAGCGGCUCCUGUGACGAUAAGAUGAAACCCAGAAAGCUCAACUUCUGCCGCCAUGUACUCGCUGCAUGGGCCAUGGGGGCUGAGGCUUUUUACUAUCCCACUGAUGCAGGCCUAGCCAUGGGUGGACCUGGUUCCUCAAGGUUCCUUCGUCUGGAAGUCCAUUACCACAACCCUCUACUUAUUUCUGGCCGGCGCGAUUCAUCAGGUAUAAGACUGCAUUACACUCCCAGCCUGAGGCGGUACGAUGCAGGGAUCAUGGAGCUGGGCCUGGUUUAUACUCCUGUCAUGGCGAUUCCUCCAAAGCAGCAUUCCUUCUAUCUCACUGGGUAUUGCACAUCCAAGUGCACGCGGACUGCUUUGCCCCCAGGUGGUAUCUAUGUAUUUGCAUCCCAGCUCCACACCCACCUGGCCGGCCGUGGGGUCAGAACGGUUUUGGUGAGGGGAGGGAAAGAGCUGGAAGUGGUUCAGGAAGAUCCGCACUUCAGUACAGAGUACCAGACAAUCCGAGUUCUAAAGAAAAUGGCAAAUAUCUUACCAGGAGAUGUCCUUAUAACAAAAUGUACUUACAACACAGAGGACAGGAACAAGCCUACAGUGGGAGGUUUUGGCAUCAUGGAAGAGAUGUGUGUUAAUUACAUUCAUUACUACCCUCGGACUCAGCUCGAGCUCUGCAAGAGCCACGUUGACCCAGAGUACCUGCAGAAAUAUUUUACCUUCAUUAAUAGGUUCAAUGGUAAUGACCAGUGUGUGUGUGGCGAUGUGGGUGUGACAGAGCAGUACUCUCAGGUGCACUGGGAUGAUUUUGCUGGAGAAGUGUUGGAUUCUCUUUAUAAUACAGCUCCCAUCUCCAUGCACUGCAAUCAGUCGACUGCACGCCUCUUUCCUGGUGAAUGGGAGAAACAGCCUUUACCAGAAGUGACCUCCAUCCUACCAAAACAUCGCUACCCCUGCGAAGGAGGUCCAAAGUCUUACAGUUAAGCUGGUACGGCUCCGGUCGGUGCAGCAGCAGAAGUUUCAGGACAGAGAGCGAUAGUGGGACCAAUAGAAGACCAAAGAGGCAUCUGUAAUGUGACUUAGUUUGUUUUUAGUUCUAUUUCUGUAUUUCUAAAUUGCAUCCACUGCUUACUGUAAUUUUCCAAGUUCAAACUCCUACUUCCUCUGUCUAUUGUUAGUGCAUACUUAUUAAGUUAAUAGCAGCCUUAAUCAGGAGUUAUAUUUAAUAAACUGACAUAAAUCAUAUUUUGCAUCACAGUGGUGCAAAACAUGAUAUAAAAAUGAAAAGCUAAAGAAAAAAAAGUUUUUGUUUUCCUUUGCAUGUUUCUUUAAUGACAUUAAAGCAUUGUUA